Messenger RNA from Zophobas morio, 1434 nucleotides. Its product is annotated as reticulocalbin-2. Lineage: Eukaryota; Metazoa; Arthropoda; Insecta; Coleoptera; Tenebrionidae. Gene Ontology annotation, cellular component: endoplasmic reticulum. The record is from RefSeq and is a predicted model, not a curated record. Bases 170 to 1174 code for a protein of 334 amino acids. The transcript is spliced from 4 exons. Gene Ontology annotation, molecular function: calcium ion binding.
UUUAUUGUUGGUGUCACUGGCUACCAGCUGUAAUUGACAGAUCAUUGUUGAUAGUUAUUAAUCAGAAAACCCCACAGAGAUAGUCGGUGUAAAUAAUACUGCAGCAGAUGAUUUCAAACAAUGUUAUUAUGACAAUAUUUGAAACGGUUUUGUCAUAAAUUUAGUAAAAAUGUUAACCAAAACGUGUAUCCAUUUUAUGACAUUACUUAUGGUUUAUGUGAUUACUUUAAAUUCUAUACCUACUAGCGAUGCAGGUGUUAUGCACAGUCACUCAAAUGAUCUUCACAAAGAACGCGAAUCAGAUGGGGCGUACAGUCCCAGAGACCACUCACAUUUCUCGGAUAGUGGUGAACAUCAUAAUGAAUUUGACCAUGAAGCUAUUUUAGGUAGUCAUAAGGAAGCUGAAGAGUAUGAUCAUCUUUCACCAGAAGAGGCCAAGAGACGCUUAAGAAUUUUGUUGCGGAAAAUGGAUUUAAACAGUGAUGAACAAAUUGACAAAAAAGAACUUAAGGCAUGGAUUUUACGAUCUUUCAAGAUGUUAUCUGAAGAAGAAGCAAAUGAACGCUUAGAAGAUGCUGAUGAAGAUAACAAUGGUAUUGUUACAUGGCAAGAAUACUUAUCAGAUGCUUAUGGUAUAGAUGAUGAAGAGAAUUUGUCAAUUGAAGAUGAAAAUGAACAUUUGAUCAAAGAUGAUAAAGAGAUGUGGAAAGCAGCAGACACUAAUAAUAAUGGUGUAUUGGAUGGCAAAGAGUGGAUCGCUUUUUCUCACCCAGAAGAACACCCUGCCAUGCUUCCAAUUAUUUUAGAACAAACUUUACGUGAUAAAGAUGUUGAUGGAGAUAGGUCUAUUACUUUUCAAGAGUAUGUAGGUGACAGAGGACAAGAACAUGAUAAAGAAUGGUUGCAGGUUGAAAAAGAAAAAUUUGACCAUGAUUUAGAUAAAGAUGGAGAUGGCAAACUUACAAGUAAUGAAAUUUUAUCGUGGAUUGUUCCCAGCAAUGAGGAAAUCGCAGAAGAGGAAGUGCAGCAUUUGUUUGUAGCUAGUGAUGAUAAUCAUGAUGAUGUACUUAGUUUUGAGGAAGUACUGGAACAUCAUGACACAUUUGUUGGUAGUGAAGCUACAGACUAUGGGGAUCAUUUACACAACAUUCAUCACUUUGAAGAUGAAUUGUGAUACCUUGUGAAUAUUGUAAUAGCAUGUGUAAAAAUAGUCCUUGAAUGUAUUUGUUUUGGAAUCUCUUCUGUUUUCAUAGUCAAUUUUAUUUAUUUGUGACUUCAUUUUCUUUAGUUCUAAAAAUUCAGUUUAUCCUAUUAAUGUAAUUGAGUGCCAUAAUUCCACAAUAAAUUACAAAUUGAACUAUUUAUUUAAAAACUAUUCAGUGUUACAAAAAUAGAAAUUAAGUUAUUAAAAUAAAACUUAGAUUCAGUCAUUUA